Molecule: messenger RNA, 1615 nt
Organism: Aricia agestis (brown argus)
Lineage: Eukaryota; Metazoa; Arthropoda; Insecta; Lepidoptera; Lycaenidae
Product: glycine-rich cell wall structural protein-like
Exons: 3
Coding region: 101-1597 (498 amino acids)
Source: RefSeq, a predicted model, not a curated record
UUUCUUUUAAACAUAGCCAACGAAAAGUGGUACACUGAACCAACGAAGAAAGGUUUUCCCCAAAGUAUGAUUCAACCAUCAAAGAGUUGGAUUUGUUUACAUGUAUCAAAUACAAUCUUAUCAAUAUGAUAGGGAAGGGGUACGUUCGCUCGUAUAUAAGCGGGCCACCGCCGAGACAAGACAACAAUUAAGCUGCUUACUGGUAGCUGGCAUUGGACUCAGCACCGCAACAUUUGCAAGUGAACACGUUCACAUAAGGGUCCACAUACCCGAACAACAUCACGGCUCAAAAGAAGUAGUCCACGUUCACGAGCACCAUGACGACCACGGCGGCUAUGGCGGGGGCCACGGUGGGGGCCACGGGGGCCACGGCGGGGCCCUAGCUGACCACUUACACGGCGGAUUCGCGGACCACCUGAAGGGAGAUGGGGGCCACGGAGGCUACGGCGGUAGUUUCGGCGGGGGUCACGGGGGCCACGAUCUCGGAGGACACGGAGGCAGUUUCGGCGGUUACGACGGUGGCCACGGAGGCGGCUUCGGAGGACACGACGGCGGUUACGGCGGUGGUUUUGGCCACGGAGAUCUCGGAGGCCACGGAGGCCAUGGCGGAGAUUUGGGCGGCUACGGUGGCGGACAUGAUCUAGGUGGCCACGGGGGUGGUUUCGGUGGCCACGAUAUCGGUGGCCACGGGGGCGGUUUUGAUGGCCACGAUAUCGGUGGUCAUGGAGGCGGUAUCGGCGGCCACGACUUAGGAGGUCACGGCGGUGGAUUCGGCGGCCACGACUUAGGCGGCCACGGCGGUGGAUUCAGCGGCCACGACUUAGGAGGCCACGGCAGCGGAUUCGGCGGCCAUGACUUAGGAGGCCACGGAGGCGGAUUCGGUGGCCAUGAUCUCGGUGGUCAUGGAGGUGGAUUCAGUGGUCACGAUCUAGGAGGCCAUGGAGGAGGUUACGGAAGCCACGGCGGUGAUCUAGGAGGCCAUGGUGGAUUCGGAGGCCACGACCUGGGAGGCCACGGAGGCGGUCACGGAGACCACGCCAUUGAAUUAGGAGGUGGAUACGGCCUGGGAGGGCACGGGGGCGAUCAUGAUCACGGACAUGGCGGAUUCACCGGCCUUGGCAGCUUCGGGGGUCACGGGGGUCACGGAAUCGGUGGGGGCCACGGAGAUCAUGGAAUCGGCGGGGGCCACGGUGGCCACGGAUUGGAUCUUGGGGGCCACGGCGGUUUCGGCGGCCAUGACAGCCAUGGCCACGGCAGCUAUUCGGGCGUGGACAGUUACAGCGUUGGACACUCGGGCCACGAUAAUUCCAUCGGUUUAGGUGGAUUCGGCGGCCACGAUAGCUACAGCGGGGGCCAUGGACACGACAGUUACUCGGUGGGCCACAGUGGUGGUUUUGGGGGCCACGGAUCAGGGCACGAUAGCUAUAGCGUAGGUUUCGGUGCUACCGGUGGACACGGCCAUGGACUAUCAGAUCUCGGUCACGGUGGGGGCCACGGCGGCCAUGGGGGCCAUGGGGGCCAUGGUGGUUUCGGGGACAGCUACACGAACGCCAUAAGCGCGGGCCACGGGGGUGGACCUUACCAUAAGAGAAAAUAAACUAAAGUCCAGUAUUAG